Magnolia sinica is the source of this 1569-nucleotide messenger RNA. RefSeq names its product aspartyl protease AED3-like. The transcript has 2 exons. The record is from RefSeq and is a predicted model, not a curated record. Lineage: Eukaryota; Viridiplantae; Streptophyta; Magnoliopsida; Magnoliales; Magnoliaceae. Gene Ontology annotation, biological process: proteolysis. Gene Ontology annotation, molecular function: aspartic-type endopeptidase activity. The coding region runs from base 18 to 1388 and encodes 456 amino acids.
ACGCAUACCCAUAACCCAUGAAAACCCCACCCAACAUCCAAGCCAUGACAACUCCAACUCUCCCUUCUCUACUCCUCCCACUACUAACCCUGCUUAGCCUCUCUCAACACAAACCGGCUCAAGCCACCGAGCUAGCCAGGUGCACCCCUUCAGAGCAUCAUGGUUCGACCCUCACUAUCAUGCACCUGUAUGGACCAUGCUCCCCAUUUCGAACCUCAAAAUCACCACCCACGUGGGAAUCCAACCUGUUGGAAAUGGCCUCUAGGGAUGAGGCUCGCCUGCUCUAUCUGACGAGAAUGGCCACAACAGUGACAACGAGUAAAAAGACGAUCGUGCCCAUUGCUUCGGGUAGGCAGAUCAUCCAGAGCACCAACUACAUUGUUAGAGUCAGCGUGGGGACCCCACCUCAACCCUUGCUCAUGGCCAUGGACACCAGCAAUGACGCUGCGUGGAUACCGUGCGCCGGGUGCGUUGGAUGCUCACCUAGCGUUUUCGACUCCACCAAGUCUUCCACCUACAAGACGCUUGGCUGCCAGGCUGUCCAGUGCAAGCAGGUACCCAAUCCAUCGUGCACCGGUUCGGCCUGCACUUUCAACCUCACCUACGGCUCGUCCACCAUCCAAGCCAACCUCUCCCAAGACACUUUCACCCUCACUGCCACUGAUACAGUCCCGGACUACACCUUCGGCUGCCUGCAACAAGUGACCGGCACUUCCAUCCCACCACAGGGACUCCUGGGCUUGGGCCGUGGCUCCUUCUCCCUCCCCUCACAGACCCAAUCUCUCUACCAAUCCACCUUCUCCUACUGCCUCCCCAGCUUCAAGUCCCUAAACUUCUCUGGCUCUCUCCGCCUCGGCACAGUGGGCCAGCCCAUCAGGAUCAAAUCCACGCCGCUCCUCAAGAAUCCCAGGAGACCUUCUCUCUACUAUGUCAACAUGAUUGGCAUCAGUGUCGGACGAAGGCUUGUAGACAUCCCUACUGCCACUCUAGAGUUCAACGCAAGCACCGGUGCGGGCACCAUCUUCGACUCAGGCACUGCAGUGACUAGGCUGGUGGAGCCCGCCUACAACGCGGUGCGGGAUGAAUUCCGGAGACGAAUCAACGGGACCGUGUCAACGCUAGGAGGUUUUGACACAUGCUAUAUGGGGCCAAUCAUAGCUCCAACAAUCACGCUGCAUUUCACGGGGAUGAACGUCACACUACCAUUGGAUAAUAUAUUGAUAAGGAGUACGUCGGGGAGUCUAACGUGCUUGGCUAUGGCUGCAGCGCCUGCUAAUGUGAACUCGGUGUUGAAUGUGAUAGCUAACAUGCAGCAGCAGAAUCAUAGGGUGCUGAUCGACGUGCCCAAUUCCAGGCUUGGAGUCGCACGUGAGAUGUGUAGCAGCUGAUCGAUGAAUGUCUGAUGUAGUGUUGUUGGUUUCUCUUCGGAUUUCGACUCUAGUCCUAGGUUUUUUUCUUUUUUUCCUUCUUCUUUCCUUUUAAUGUACUGCCAUUUGAUAACUGCUUGGAAUUGGAACAUGCUUCUCAAAAUGAGAUUUCUAAAAUUUCCAUUUCGAAAUACUGGCUGAA